AUGAAUUGGUCGAGCAUUUCAUACUUUUUUUCGCUCGAGGCAUUGGACUAUCGCUUGGGACCUUCGAAAGAUCCGAAACACAGACAACAGAUUAUCAAAUCGGCCACUCCAUCACGCUGGAAUACUCUUGAAUUUCGUAUUUACUAUGUAUGCUUUGCAAUUGUUGUGCCGUUGAUGAUAAGGGCUGGUAUGACUGCUAGUAAUGAGACAAAUCCAAAUUACCCAAUCUAUCAAGGAAUUCUCAGUAAAGGAUGGAUCUUUGGCAGAAAAGUUGAUAAUUCGGAUUCUCAAUAUCGGUUCUUCAGAGAUAAUUUGGUUCAGAUUGCAGCAUUGCUAAUUUUACAUUGCGGCUCAAGACACUUGGUGAAUUGCAUACAUAGAACAAGCCGGACGAGCUUUGAUCUUAUUUGUGGAUUGAUAUUCUUGUUUGCAAUUCACGGAUUCAAUUGCUUAAAGAUAUUGUUUCAUGUGACAAUUGAAUUCUUCUUAGGAAAAGUGGCCAAGAAAAGUCAUAGGCUUGGCAUUAUUCUUUUGUGGAUAUACGGUGUUUCUACACUAUUUAUAAACGACAAAUAUAGGUUAGUUAGAUUCGGCCAAUUGUGGUCUCCCCUUUCCUUUAUGGAUUCUUUUACGGGACUUGUUGCAAGAUGGGAUGUGUUCUUUAAUUUUACAUUACUCAAAAUGCUUAGUUUCAACUUGGAUUAUAUUAAACGAAUGAAUGAUAUAUCAGAGGGAGUUGCAUCCGUUGCUCUCCAGUCGCAUAAAGCAAAACUCAGCGAUGAGACAGAAGAAAUUCCGUUAAAUGAUAAAAGCCUUGAGAACAAAGAGAGCAUCAACGCUGAAACAACUGCAGAAGCUCAAAUGAUUGACGAAAUGCUCGUUAAUGAUAGACGCCGGAUGGAUGCACCAUUCCCUAUUUCUGAUUAUUCUUUUUCUAACUACCUGGCAUACUGCUUUUACACACCGCUUUUCAUUGCCGGUCCUAUCAUCACAUUUAAUGAUUACCUCUUCCAAUCAAGACACACACUCCCAUCAGUGACUUGGAAACGCACGGCACUGUAUGGCAUUAGACUUCUUGGAUGUAUCUUAAUGAUGGAGGUCAUUCUUCAUUAUCUUUAUGUUGUGGCAGUGUCAAAGGCCCAUGCUUGGAGAGGCGAUACUCCUUUCGAAAUAUCUAUGAUUGGUCUCUUCAACUUAAAUAUUAUUUGGUUAAAGUUGCUAAUUCCGUGGAGGAUUUUCAGAUUUUGGGCGUUGUGUGACGGUAUCGAUCCACCUGAAAAUAUGAUUCGUUGUGUUGAUAACAAUUAUUCUGCCCUUCAGUUUUGGAGGGCAUGGCACAGAUCAUAUAAUAAAUGGAUUAUCAAAUACAUUUACAUACCUCUUGGAGGAUCACAUAACAGAAUUUUGGCAUCAUUGGCCGUCUUCUCAUUUGUUGCUAUCUGGCAUGAUAUCGAGCUUCGACUUUUAAUUUGGGGAUGGCUAAUCGUUGUGUUCUUGCUUCCUGAAAUUAUUCUUACAAAAUUAUUCAAUCCUUAUAGAGGAAAGUCAUGGUACAGAUUUGUGUGCGGUCUUGGAGCUGUUGGAAAUAUCUGGUUGAUGAUGCUUGCAAACAUUUAUGGCUUCUGCUUAGGAAAGGAAGGUUCAAAACAAUUACUUAAUGACAUGUUAACAACGCAGCAUGGACUUGGAUUCUUCGUGAUCGCAUGUAUAUGCCUUGGAAUUGCAGUUCAGGUCAUGUUCGAGCAACGUGAGUCUGAAAUGAGAAGAGGUAUUUAUGUUAAAUGCUAA
Brettanomyces bruxellensis is the source of this 1788-nucleotide messenger RNA. RefSeq lists its product as uncharacterized. Gene Ontology annotation, biological process: GPI anchor biosynthetic process. Bases 1 to 1788 code for a protein of 595 amino acids. NCBI's taxonomy places the organism in Eukaryota, Fungi, Ascomycota, Pichiomycetes, Pichiales, Pichiaceae. The record is from RefSeq and is a predicted model, not a curated record. Gene Ontology annotation, cellular component: endoplasmic reticulum. The transcript has a single exon.